This is a messenger RNA of Lycium barbarum (goji berry), 2533 nucleotides long. RefSeq lists its product as uncharacterized. The record is from RefSeq and is a predicted model, not a curated record. The transcript has 3 exons. NCBI's taxonomy places the organism in Eukaryota, Viridiplantae, Streptophyta, Magnoliopsida, Solanales, Solanaceae. The coding region runs from base 1151 to 2533 and encodes 460 amino acids.
UCAAAAAACAGAAGUUUUGAUGACACAAAAGCAAAUUUGGAGAAAAUAUUUUACAAAUCAAACUCACUGUACAAACUGUUGAAGUACCGCUUUUGGUGAGUUAUGGUUUUGUGGAAUUUGAUUUUCGUUUUUAUGUUUUAUUAUCUCUAUUGUUAUGUUUUUAUAUUUUAGGCAGUGAUUUGUUCAUCUCUAUAUGUAGUGCCGUCAGUUCAUCAAUGUGAAAAAAAAAAUACACAGACAGACGACUUCGUGUAUUUUUUUUUUGUGAAUCAGAGAUGAUCUACAUAUUUGUUUGAAUGUUUUGUUACAGCUUUUUUUAAAUGUUUUGUGAGCUUGUAUUUGAACAAAUGAAAACGGAUUAUCAUUUCUGUGUUUUUUAACAAAUGAAGAGAUGAUUAUCAUUAAUGUGUAUUUGAACAAAUGAAGAACUGAUUUUCAGGUAUUUGAACAAUUUUGGGUAUGUGUUGUUACACCGAGGUGUGUAUUUGAACAAAGGAAGAACUGAUUUUGACGUUUCUGAACACUGGUUUUGUAUUUUUUGUUACAACUAACUGUGUAUUUGAACAAAUGAAUAACUGAUUUAUUUGAAUUUGAAUACUUUUGGGUAUGUGCUGUUACACCUAGGUGUCUAUUUGAACAAAGGAACAACUGUUACAGCUUUGUUUGAAUGUUUUGUGAGAUUGUAUUUGAACAAAUGAAGAACUGAUUUUCAUGUAUUUGAUCACUUUUGGGUAUGUGCUGUUACACCUAGGUGUGUAUUUGAACAAACGAAGAACUGAUUUUCAUGUAUCUGAACACUGGUUUUGUAUGUUUUUUUACAACUAACUGUGUAUUUUGAACAAAUGAUGAACUGGUUUUCAUGUAUCUGAACACUGGUUUUAUAUGUUUUGUUACACCUAACUGUGUAUUUUGAACACCUUUUUGGUAUGUUUUGUUACACCUAACUACAUACAAGUAAAUACAUAUAAAGAUUUGAGCGUAUAUGUAUUGUCCUGACAUAUGUGUUAAUGUAUUUGAAGCACCAAUGAACUGCGUGUCCAAUAAUACGCAUAUAUUCAAAUCUUUGUGUCAUAAUUUGUAUAUAUUUUGUAUGUGUUGAUUUUAUCCAUUGUUAGUUGUUUUCUAGAAUAAUCCCAUAUUUUAUUUGAUAAUGUAUUUCAGGAAUUUACCAAGCAUAUUGAAUUCGGUUGCAGGAAAAAUGUCGUAUAUCUCUUCGUUAAUUAGACACUGUGGUACUUGGAAUAAUGAGAACCGUUAUGUGAAUUUUAAAAUCGAUGUUGUUGUUUUCAAGGAGUAUUCAACAUAUAUGGAUUUGUUACAGACAAUUGCAACACAGUUGAAGUUAGACACGUCCAGAACAGAAAUAUACAUCAAAUACAUGGUGGAGGGUAGUAAUAUGCCGAUGGAAAUACACAAUGAUAUGGGUGUCAGAGUUUACGUGGAUUUGAAGAAAGAGAAUAAACAGUUAGCAAUGUAUCCUUUGUGCAUAACUUGUAAUGAUAAACGCCUUGACAACUGUGUAUCUGAUGAAAGUUGUAUUCAAGGGGAGAUUUUGCAACUUGGAUACACAAGUCAGUUCGAUUCUAUGAAAACAGUCGGGUGUGUAGACUUUGCGUCUUCAAGUUAUAUCAAGGAUGUUGCUAUAUUUGAAAAAGACACCAAUCUAAUUAUCGAAGACAAAAAUCAAAAAGAGGUUGUUGUUGAUCAAGUCUACAAGGACAAAAAUACAUUAAAGGCUGUGAUGGAAAAUUAUGCAAUUUCACAUAGGUUUAAUUUUCGUACGGAGAGGUCUAAUGCAAUAAGCUACACACUUGUGUGUGUGUCCGAAGAAUGUAAUUGGAAAUUCAGGGCAUCAAGUGUUGGGAAAUCAGAAAUGUUCUUAGUCAGGGAGUUCUGUGACAAGAAUACAUGUCCGCUAAAGGAUAAAGUGUAUUCGCAACGGCAUGCCACAAGUUGGUUAAUAGGAGGGAUUGUUAAACCCAAAGUAGCCAACCAUAAGAGGAAAUACACACCUAAUGACAUAGUGGAUGAUGUAUUGAAGGACUUUGGCAUGGAUGUGUCUUACAUGGUCGCUUGGCGGGCUAAAGAGAGGGCUAUGAAGGACUUAAUGGGUGAGCCAGCAGAAUCAUACAAUAAGUUACCCAGAAAUCUAUAUAUCAUGGAUAAAACAUAUCCUGGGUCGCAUAUACGAAUGCGCAAGUCCCAUGACAACGAGUUCCUUUAUGUUUUUAUAGCAUUAUAUGCAUUUAUCAAGGGCUUUGAGUGUUGUAGACCCAUUGUGAUAGUAGACGGGAGCCACCUUAAAACAGCAUACAACGGCACAUUCGUUUCAGCAAGCACACUAGACGGUGCAGGCAAUAUACUUCCCUUAGCAUAUGGUGUGAUAGAUUCUGAGAAUGACAAGUCUUGGACGUUGUUCUUUGAGCGGUUCAGAGAAGCCUAUGGAGUUAGAGAGAAUAUGUGUAUCGUAUCUGAUAGGAAUGAAAGCAUAAACCAAGCUGUAUGUCUAACUUAUCCAAAUGUUCCGCAUUAA